Dovyalis caffra is the source of this 243-nucleotide messenger RNA. The record is from the annotation of a GenBank genome assembly. Lineage: Eukaryota; Viridiplantae; Streptophyta; Magnoliopsida; Malpighiales; Salicaceae.
CCACAUGAUCGCAUCAGUGCGGUAGCUCUGAUUCUUAUCAAGUCGUUGCACUUGCACCAACAUUACGAGUUGGAGGCCAGGACCAUGGGAGCCAUGAUCAUUGGAGAGAAGAAGAGGAGGAUCAAGAAGAUGAUUGAACUAGGAUCAAAUCUUUGUCUCCGAUCAAUUUUAAGCGAGCAAGCUCAUCUUAUCAUUAGUGUUCCGAGCCGGAAGCAUUGCAUGCGAGAGCCUUUGGCGAGGUGA